AGUUGGGUCUUUUCAUCCCUGUGAGCUGUGAGCAGACGGCCAAUAACCACCUGCACAUGCCAACCGGGUUCUUGACUGACGACCUGAUUAGUUCAAGAUUCUUCUGACUAUUUACUACUGCUUUUAUUUCAAUCAUCACUUUCACUAUCUGAUUUCAUCCAUUUACCAUGCCUUCACGAAGAAGAACGCUUCUCAAAGUCAUCAUCCUCGGUGACAGCGGGGUUGGAAAAACAUCCUUGAUGAAUCAAUAUGUAAACAAGAAGUUUAGCAAUCAAUACAAGGCAACGAUAGGUGCUGAUUUCUUGACAAAAGAAGUCGAAUUUGAGGACAGGCUCUUCACUCUGCAGAUCUGGGAUACAGCUGGACAGGAAAGAUUUCAGAGCCUUGGAGUUGCGUUCUACCGCGGUGCGGAUUGCUGCGUUCUUGUGUAUGACGUGAACGUGCAAAAGUCAUUCGAUAAUCUCAACAAUUGGCGCGAAGAAUUCCUUAUUCAGGCGAGCCCUUCGGAUCCGGAAAAUUUUCCGUUUAUAGUUUUGGGGAACAAAGUUGAUGUAGAUGGUGGUAACAGUAGAGUGGUUUCUGAGAAGAAGGCGAGGGCUUGGUGUGCCGCAAAAGGGGACAUUCCGUAUUUCGAAACAUCCGCAAAGGAGGGGAUCAAUGUUGAAGAAGCUUUUCAAGUCAUAGCUAAGAAUGCCUUGAAGAAUGGAGAAGAGGAAGAAAUAUACUUGCCGGAUACCAUUGACGUAGGAAGCACGAGUCAACAGAGGGCAUCUGGAUGUGACUGCUAGAAUCGAUUACCAUUCUUUACAAACUUUGUAUCUGUACGACGUUACUAAAAAUAUCUUUUGGUCACUUUAUGUGCGUGGAUGGUUCGACUGUAAAUUUGAUUUGAAGUUGUUUUGUGUGAUAUUAUUGCAAUCUAUUUCUUCAGUUUAAGAUGUAA
Messenger RNA from Helianthus annuus (common sunflower), 943 nucleotides. RefSeq names its product ras-related protein Rab7. Bases 168 to 788 code for a protein of 206 amino acids. Gene Ontology annotation, molecular function: GTP binding; GTPase activity. The transcript has 7 exons. Gene Ontology annotation, cellular component: vacuolar membrane. NCBI's taxonomy places the organism in Eukaryota, Viridiplantae, Streptophyta, Magnoliopsida, Asterales, Asteraceae. The record is from RefSeq and is a predicted model, not a curated record.